Messenger RNA from Girardinichthys multiradiatus, 969 nucleotides. Its product is annotated as olfactory receptor 1-like. The record is from RefSeq and is a predicted model, not a curated record. The transcript has a single exon. Bases 1 to 969 code for a protein of 322 amino acids. NCBI's taxonomy places the organism in Eukaryota, Metazoa, Chordata, Actinopteri, Cyprinodontiformes, Goodeidae. Gene Ontology annotation, molecular function: G protein-coupled receptor activity; olfactory receptor activity. Gene Ontology annotation, biological process: G protein-coupled receptor signaling pathway. Gene Ontology annotation, cellular component: membrane.
AUGGACCUAUUUAAUGCUGCUUUAGGAGAAAAUAUUACUUUCGUGCGUCCCCCCUAUUUUAUAAUAAGUGGAUUUAUUGGCUUACCUGAUAUGAAGUAUUACUACGUCUUCCUCUUCUUUGUCUUUAUUAUUUCAGUGCUGGGAAACACGACUGUAAUGGCUUUAAUAUAUCUGGAUCAUAACCUAAGAACUCCGAAGUAUGUUGCAGUUUUUAACCUUGCAUUGGUGGACCUGCUAGGUAGCUGUGCUCUGGUUCCAAAGCUUCUUGACAUAUUUUUGCUUAAUCACUAUUAUGUCCCCUACAAUGAGUGUUUGACGUUCUUUUUUUUCUGCUACACCUGUCUUUCAAUGCAGGCUCUGAAUCUAGUUGCUCUCUGCUAUGACCGACUGAUGGCUAUCAUGCUUCCUCUGCACUAUCAUGUAAAUGUUACCUAUAAGAUUAUGUUUUCUUUGAUUGCCUCCUUGUGGCUCAUUGUUAUUUUUUCAAAUUUAAUUGCUGUUGGUUUGCUCACAAGACUUUCCUUCUGUAAGUCUCUGGUUGUUAACAGCUAUUUCUGUGACCAUGGGCAGAUAUAUAAUCUUGCCUGCAAUGAUAAUUUCCCUAAUUUAGUCAUUGCUAGAUUGUUCCCAGUUCUUAUUCUGUGGCUCCCUUUUGUAUUCAUCGUGUUUAGUUACAUUUGUAUUGGGUGUGUUUUAGCCAAAGUUGCCACAGCUCAGGAGAGAGCAAAUACUUUUAAAACCUGCACAGCUCAUCUCUCAUUGGUGGUAAUCUAUUUUAUCCCGAUAAUAAUCACAUUCACCAUGAGUGCAAGUAUACAUCCCAAUGCAAGAAUCAUAAACUUGUCCUUGACAUCUGUGUUUCCACCCAUGCUGAACCCAAUCAUUUAUGUUUUGCAGACACAAGAAAUAAAAGGUUCACUGAAGAAAAUAUUGAAAAUGAGGAGGCAAUCCAGAGUUAUAGGAAAAUAG